UUAUCUCCAGAGCUGUCAAGCCACCACGUUAUAACACAGGGCAUUGAACCGCCUCUUGAAACACCAGCUGCAUGGAUGAGUGAACAUCUAAGCUAUCCAGACAAUUUUUUACACAUAUGUCUUGUACCCAGAACAGAGAACGAGAGCUAG
Molecule: messenger RNA, 150 nt
Organism: Lymnaea stagnalis (great pond snail)
Lineage: Eukaryota; Metazoa; Mollusca; Gastropoda; Lymnaeidae
Source: the annotation of a GenBank genome assembly